This is a messenger RNA of Pocillopora damicornis (cauliflower coral), 1497 nucleotides long. Its product is annotated as leucine zipper transcription factor-like protein 1. NCBI's taxonomy places the organism in Eukaryota, Metazoa, Cnidaria, Anthozoa, Scleractinia, Pocilloporidae. Gene Ontology annotation, cellular component: cytoplasm. Gene Ontology annotation, biological process: negative regulation of protein localization to cilium. The record is from RefSeq and is a predicted model, not a curated record.
GCCAUGGCUGCCGGACUCUCGCGUCCCCGGUGUCAAAUUUGGUGACAGAGAAAUUGACCGUUCUCUCGUUUUGUUUCUUCUGGUCGAAACAUCCUUAGGUUGGAAAUAUAAUUCGACGAAGAAGAAAAUAAUUUUCUUCAAAAUCUAAAGUUGGCCAUGGACAUUGGAUUAAAUGAGCAUCAUCAACAAAUUGUGGUAAACUACCUUAGAUUUGCACGUUAUGGCCGAGGACAGAGACUCAGGGGAAUAGAUGCAUCUUUUGAGGAACUAAAAGACAGCAGACUUGUAGAAGACACAUACACUCUUGAUGAAGUGACAGACAUGUUAGAUGGCCUUUGUGCAGUGGUUAGAGGAGAAGUUGAAUCUGAACUCAUUAACGCUGCACACACCAAUGUUCUUCUCCUGAGGCAAGUGUUUAGUCAAGCUGAGAAAUGGCAUUUGAAGCUACAGGCUGACAUAUCAGAACUGGAAAAUAGAGAGCUUAUAAAUGAAAUUGCAAAGUUUGAAGAAAGGGAAUUCUCUCCCGGUGCACAAGGCUCACAGACUAAGCUGUCCAAACUGUCCCAAACCUCAAAGCUUGAACCUUUAAAUGAGGGUGGAGGUGCAGCAUUACUUCAAAUAGAAAUAAACCGCUUGAAUGAGGAAAAUUCAAAACUCAGAGAUCGCAUCAAAGUUUUGGAAGGAAAGGCAACAAGUGCUAUUGGUGAAAAAAGUAAACUUCAAGCUGAUCUGGAAAGUACCCAAGCAGCUUUGAAAGCAAAAGGCAAUGUUAAGGGACAUGGCAAAGAACUUGCUGACCUGGAGGAACAGAUGGCUGCUACUAAAUUAGAUCUGAAAAUGACAAAAGAAAAGGGCUCUACUCAUGCUGCGUCAUUGCAUGAUGAGUUAACAAACACCAAGCAUGAGAUUCUAAGGCUUCAACAUGAUUUAGAAGAAGCACAAAAGGAUCUUGCCAAGAAAUUUAAUGAAACAACUCAAUACAAGAACAUGAAGCAGAUGUUGACCUCAAAGAAUGACCAGAUUAAAGAUUUACGUAGUCGCUUACGCAAAUAUGAACCUGACACCUGAAGAAAUGCUUUGUGAAUUGUGGCAUCCAAAGAGAAGUCAAUGAACUUAUUCCAUGUAAUUUUGAGCUAGCUUUGCUACAAACACUUACUACUGACUUAGGCUCAAACUGUUGUGUAGUGUUCUGGCUGAGAAAAGUUCACUGAAUAAUUACUGAAGUUCUUUAACGCUGUAGAAAGAAGUAUUUCAAGUGAUCUUGUAUUGAUUUUUUUAAAAGUUAAUGUAAGUUAUAUUACUAGCCAAAACAUUAUAUACAUGAAGAGAUGUUUAAAGGAAAAAAAAAAAAAUGAAAAUGGCAAUUGAAUGAAGCAAGUCAAGGAAGUGCAAAGCAAUUAACAAUUAAAUGUUUGUCUCUUUAUUAUUUAUUACAUGUAGGUGUUUUGUCCUGUUAUGCGUCGAAUAAUAAACCAGGCAUAGUCUUGUGCACAUGGA